AUGACUGACACCUGGUCGGUGAAUAUCUUUGAACGUUACAUUUAUACACGUUUGCCGCUACCACAUGACAAUUCUACGUCUACACACAGCGGCACAGACAGUAAUGUCACAGAUAGUAACGGCACAGACAGUAACAUCACAGACAGUAACGGCACAGACAGUAACAUCACAGACAGUAACGGCAAAGACAGUAACAUCACAGACAGUAACAUCACAGACAGUAACGGCACAGCCAGUAACAUCACAGACAGUAACAUCACAGACAGUAACAUCACAGACAGUAACAUCACAGACAGUAACGGCACAGACAGUAACAUCACAGACAGUGACGGCACAGACAGUAAUGGCACAGACAGUAACAUCACAGACAGUAACAUCACAGACAGUAACAGCACAGAUAGUAACAUCACAGACAGUAACGGCAAAGACAGUAACAUCACAGACAGUAACGGCAAAGACAGUAACAUCACAGACAGUAACAUCACAGACAGUAACGGCACAGACGGUAACAUCACAGACAGUGACGGCACAGACAGUAACAUCACAGACAGUAACGGCACAGCCAGUAACAUCACAGCCAGUAACAUCACAGACAGUAACAUCACAUACAGUAACGGCACAGACAGUAACAUCACAGACAGUAACAUCACAGACAGUAACAUCACAGACAGUAACGGCACAGACAGUAACAUCACAUACAGUAACAUCACAGACAGUAACGGCAAAGACAGUAACAGCAAAGACAGUAACAUCACAGACAGUAACGGCACGGACAGUAACAUCACAAACAGUAACGACACAGACAGUAACGUCACAGUAAUGUCACAGAAAUGUAACAGACAGUAA
Messenger RNA from Cyclopterus lumpus (lumpfish), 846 nucleotides. RefSeq names its product dentin sialophosphoprotein-like. The transcript has a single exon. NCBI's taxonomy places the organism in Eukaryota, Metazoa, Chordata, Actinopteri, Perciformes, Cyclopteridae. Bases 1 to 846 code for a protein of 281 amino acids. The record is from RefSeq and is a predicted model, not a curated record.